CUGACCAAUUGGUGGUGUUGGGGUGGGGGGCUCGCUGGAACCUUUGCGUGAUGGGCUUCUGCGAAAUUGGUCCUGAGCAAGACGGUGCCGGAAGAGAGAGGAGCUGCAGGCGCGGGGGGAGUGAGUCAGGCAGUGGGCAAAAGUAUCUCCUCGAGCUCGGGCUGAGGUUUCCACGCCGCCUUCCCUCAUGAGCGGCUGAAGGCGCCGGGAAUCCUAAGGAAGGACCCCGGGAGAAGAGGGCGGGAGAGCGGCCGGGGUGCGCGAUCGACUUGAGUUCCUCCUGUGCUUUUUUCCCCCCUGUGGGGUGGGGGGAAGAAGAGGGAAAACACCCCUUGGUGCUACUUGAAUUACUUGAAGUCACCACUUGUGACACUGUGUUCUGGAGAGAGCCUUAUAUUCCCAACCCUCCGGCGUGCUCGGGAGCGCAUGAGAAGCUGGAGUUUGCCGGCGUCUGGGGGGCAGGGGGCGCGAGGAAACGGCGUGGACUGAGGUCAAAAGGUAGGCUGGGCGCAUUUCUCCCUCUCGGGGGAGGGUCACGGAUGGCCGCGGUUAUGUAAAAAGCGCAGCAGCCGAAGUGGAUCCCCUGCCUGGCUUGCGAAGGUACCCCACCCCGCCUCCACCCGUGCUCUGCAGCCUGAAGGCAAGACAACAAGCAGCCUGCUGAUUGCAACACCCCCACCUACCCACCCCCCUCCAAGAGGGAGAGGGCGACGCCAGGCAGGCAGGCAGGCAGCGAGCAAGUUUUCGCAAUUGGGCUCUCCUCCCUCUUUUGGUGGGAAGGGUGGCUGAUCGUCGCCUGCAGGAUGUCGGCAGUGGCUUACAUGGACUUCGUGGCUGCCCAGUGCCUGGUGUCCAUCUCCAACCGCUCCGUGGCACAGCAAGACGUGACCCGGGAAGCAGAGCUCCUGAAGAUGCCCGAGGAAGAGGAGGAGGAAGCGGCCGGAGUCGUGACCAAGGAAAUGAACGACCCCAGGGACGCCUGGAAGGAUUAUUGCACUUUGGUGACCAUUGCCAAAAGCUUGUUGGACCUGAACAAAUACAGACCCCUCCCAACCCCAUCCAUCUGCAGUGACAGCGUGGAAAGCCCCGACGAGGAUGCGGGAUCAGACAGCGACGUGACCACCGAAUCUGGGUCGAGCCCUUCCCACAGCCCGGCGGAGGGGCAGGAGGCUGGCGGCGUGCCCGACCCCCUCUCCCUCCUGCACAGCGGAGUGCCUGCCAAGGGGAAACUGGCCACUGAAAAAAGACAUAAGUGCCCCUACAGUGGAUGUGGCAAAGUCUAUGGCAAAUCGUCCCAUCUUAAAGCCCAUUACAGAGUGCAUACAGGUGAACGACCAUUCCCUUGCACAUGGCCAGAUUGCCUUAAAAAGUUCUCCCGCUCUGAUGAGCUAACACGGCACUACCGAACCCACACCGGGGAGAAGCAGUUUCGAUGUCCGCUUUGUGAGAAGCGAUUCAUGAGGAGCGACCACCUGACAAAGCACGCCCGUCGCCACACUGAGUUCCAUCCUAGCAUGAUCAAGCGAUCUAAAAAGGCCAGUUCUGCCUCCUUUUGAAUGACAGACUAGAAUUCAGGGUUGGGUGGGAGGGGACAACCAUUGUUGCAACAGGCAUAACUGAUCAGCACAAAUAUGUCCGCCACUGUACAGUAAUUCCCCCUACUUGCAUUUUGAAAGCACACGUAGCUGGAAGUUUAACAUUUUGUCCCGUCCACCCUGCUAUGCUACCAACAACAGUCUUAAACCAGUGGCUGCUGGGUGGGAGUGGGGAGGGGGGCAGUGUGGGGAUCAGCAGAAAUAAUGCAACUUUUUUGUAGUUUAAAGAAUCAACACUGGUGUAUAUAUGUCUGACUGGGUGGUUUGACCUGUGACAACACAGUAGUGAUUCCAAGCUCUUUGUGAUUGCUGUGUCAUGGACAUGUUUUGUUGACUAAUGUAAUGCUGCUUGUAUUUAAAACAAAAACAAAAAAGUUUAGUAAAACCACUUUCCAACUCACUCAGAUACUUCUCAAUUAAAACUCCAUAGCACAUAUUCAGAAGAAGAUUCACGACUCUCUCAAUGACCCAUCCUGUUCAAGACUGUUAAGAAAAAAACCAUUACAUCUGGUGUUCAUAUUCGCUGAUUGGUAUUUUUUUAAAGAAAAUAAAUAAGCUGAAA
This is a messenger RNA of Gekko japonicus, 2157 nucleotides long. It is a transcript of the gene KLF9, whose product is annotated as Kruppel-like factor 9. The record is from RefSeq and is a predicted model, not a curated record. Gene Ontology annotation, biological process: regulation of transcription by RNA polymerase II. Gene Ontology annotation, molecular function: DNA-binding transcription factor activity, RNA polymerase II-specific; RNA polymerase II cis-regulatory region sequence-specific DNA binding. Bases 804 to 1556 code for a protein of 250 amino acids. The transcript is spliced from 2 exons. NCBI's taxonomy places the organism in Eukaryota, Metazoa, Chordata, Lepidosauria, Squamata, Gekkonidae.